AUGCACCAGUACGGCGCAGGGGGCGGCGCUCCUUGCGGCUUCGGUGUCGCCAACGCGUUGGCCUUCUCUAAGGUAAAGGCGAACUUGGGUCUGGACCAGGCCACUUCCUGCUUCACCGGCGCCGCUCCCAUCUCGGUCGAGUACGUUCACAAACUUUGCUCGCCUUCCUUUCGUAUGCUGCCUGAAAUAACCCAAAGAAGGUACACGUACAACCGUAGCUCACCUUCUUUUCGUUUUCUGCCUAAAUCAACCCGUAAAAGGUACAUGCACAACCCCGAGAAGACGGCGGAGACGAUUGACGAGGACGGCUGGAUGCACAGCGGAGAUGUAGCCACGUUCGACGAGGACGGAGACCCCAGGAUCGAGGGGCCCAGCGGCUUCAUGCGAAUCACGGGACGCAUCAAGGAGCUCAUCAUCACUGCCGGGGGAGAGAACGUGCCGCCGGUGUUGAUCGAGAACGAAUUCAAGACCGAGCUUCCGUGCAUCGCCAACUGCAUGGUCAUCGGGGACAAGAGGAAGUUCCUCACCAUCCUCAUCGCGCUCAGAUCCGAGCUGGCGGGAGACAGCCUGACGGCGUGCGAGAAGAUCGGCAGCGCGGCCAUCACCAUCGAGGGGGCCAAGGCAGACACCAAGUGGACGGAGUACAUCGACAAGGCCAUGAAGGCUUGCAACGCUCGCACGACGUCCAAUGCGCAGAGGGUGGCCAAGUGGGCCUUCCUCCCCCACGACUUCUCUGUAGAAGGUGGCGAGCUCACACCUACCUUGAAGCUCAAGCGCGGCCCGGCCUCCGAAAAAUACGCCGACAUCAUCGAGGGCCUAUACGCAUGAUUUCCGUGCAGCGCCAACAUCCUUUUCCGCCAAGCAGUGUUAUUGGAGGCGUGAAUCAGACGCCGAUUUUUUUUUCCGGGACCGUGUUGCUUUUUAAGACGGGACGAUAAUUUGGAUGGCAUCAAUGUGUGGUCGCGUUUUAGUCUCUCCUCGCGGCGUAUCCCACAGAUUUCACCUGCCGUCUUGUGGUCUACGCGUAGAACUAUUCGGCGUGUGCGCCGCGACGUGUUCGGCCGCUGAAAAUUCCGACGAGAUCGGAAUGUUUUUUGCUCGAUUUUGAUUUCACGUUUGUGUUCCUAGUGAUGAGACGUGGAUGGACGAAAAUCGUGUCGAAUUUGUUCUGUUCUCGUCGUUGCUUCGUCUAUUUCGUUGGUUUGGUUCUCCUGCAUGAUGUUCCUCCUCGCGUUCGGCGUGGUGCUUGCCGUUCCAGCUCAUGGCCCGAUGAUCCAGUUCCGAGUAAAAAAAGUGGCUUCCGUUUUUGACGCGGCGCGUUUGAAGCGCUUGCUUUUUUCUCCACCCUCACGGCGUGCUCGUGUUCGGAGCACCUGAUUAUUCACUCCUUGCUUGGAGAUGGAUCGACGGGCGUUAGCGUGUUGUUGCUGGCGCUACAUCGGCGUUCUAUGUUUCGCUGCGCUGGCUGGGUUGUGUUUGCAGGAAGGUUAGCGUUGUUUACGCCGUGAUUUCUCACUGCUGGGCGUCCUUGCCACCAAGCGUCGGCGAGGUCUGUUUUUGUUUUGCUGUUUUUUCUUCACUCCGAGCAUGUCGCCUUUAUCUGUAUCCUAGGGGGCGGUUUCUUCUUGGCUAUUAUCCCAGUUGGCAACUAACUGCUGGUGUCGCUUGGAUCUGUCGCCCGAACCAGGCUUGCUUGCGUCCACGCCGUUUGAUCGGCCGCCCGCCUCUUUCUUUUUUGUACUCUAUUGCAUGCGUAGUGGUUUUCUCUUCACCAGCGGAUUCACUUUUUUCUCUUUCAGGACUAAAGGACAAUCGUCGGAAGAAAAUAUUGAGUUAAGUUUUCAGCCC
Messenger RNA from Ectocarpus siliculosus, 1848 nucleotides. Lineage: Eukaryota; Phaeophyceae; Ectocarpales; Ectocarpaceae. The record is from the annotation of a GenBank genome assembly.